Alosa alosa (allis shad) is the source of this 3018-nucleotide messenger RNA. RefSeq names its product trans-2,3-enoyl-CoA reductase b (gene tecrb). The record is from RefSeq and is a predicted model, not a curated record. The transcript has 11 exons. Gene Ontology annotation, molecular function: oxidoreductase activity, acting on the CH-CH group of donors. Gene Ontology annotation, biological process: very long-chain fatty acid biosynthetic process. Lineage: Eukaryota; Metazoa; Chordata; Actinopteri; Clupeiformes; Clupeidae. The coding region runs from base 445 to 1491 and encodes 348 amino acids.
GAGGUCUAGAGAGAGAGGGAGAGAGAGAGGGGUGACGAGCAAGUGAGGAGUGAGCGAGCGAGCGAGAGGGAGAGAUUUAUUUCCACAGCUGAAAGAGCGUGCCACUCUCAACCCACACCGUGGUGGCCUGACUCGAGAGAGUGGGGGAGAGAGAGGGCAAGAGAACGGGAGAGAGAGAAAGAGAGAGCAAAGAACUGAAGUUUAAAAAGUUGGGAGGCGGGGGGACAACACAAAAGAACACAGAGACAGAGGUAUAGAAGUGAAACACCAUCCAGAGCCCUUAGUGGCAGAGGACCGAAAGCUAGAUCGUCAGACGGACAGACAGAGGGACAGACAGACAGAGGGACAGACAGACAGAGAGACAGACAGAGCUAGAUCGUCAGACGGACAGACAGAGGGACGGACAGACAGAGGGACAGACAGACAGAGGGACAGACAGUGGACAUGGAUGCUCUAGCCCUUGAGGCCACGUUGCCCAGAAAGUCCCAGAAUGGGGCUCUGGCUACUGGCCCCCCCAUCCCCAUGCCUGCUAAGCGCAAGCCGGCCAAGAAAGCUAAGAAAGCUGUUGUCUUUUUCGAGGUGGAGAUCCUGGACGGCAAGACCAAGGACAAGCUCUGCUUCCUGGACAAGGUGGAGCCCAAUGCUACCAUCGGAGAGAUCAAGUCUAUGUUCCACAAGAGCCAUCCCCAGUUUUACCCAGCCAGGCAGUCGAUCCGCCUCGAUGCAAAGGGGAAGUCACUGAAGGAUGAGGACGUCCUACAGCACCUGCCUGUGGGUACCACGGCAACCUUCUACUUCAGAGACCUGGGGGCCCAAAUUAGCUGGGUUACGGUCUUCCUGACUGAGUACGCUGGGCCGCUGAUCAUCUACCUGCUCUUCUACUUCCGGGUUCCCUUCAUCUACGCCCCCAAAUAUGACUUCACCACCAGCAAGCACUGGGUCGUGCAUUUGGCCUGCAUGUGUCACUCGUUCCACUAUGUGAAGAGACUACUGGAAACGCUGUUUGUGCACCGCUUCUCCCACGGCACCAUGCCCCUGCGCAACAUCUUCAAGAACUGCACGUACUACUGGGGCUUUGCAGCUUGGAUGGCCUACUACAUCAACCACCCUCUGUACACGCCGCCGAUUUAUGGGGAGCAACAAGUUAAACUGGCACUCAUCAUGUUCCUGUUCUGUCAGAUUGGAAACUUCUCCAUCCACAUUGCACUACGGAACCUCAGACCACCAGGUUCGAAGACCAGGAAGAUCCCCUACCCUACUAAGAACCCCUUCACCUGGAUCUUCCUGCUGGUGUCCUGCCCCAACUACACCUACGAGCUGGGGUCCUGGCUGGGCUUCACGCUGAUGACCCAGUGUCUGCCCGUGGCCUUCUUCACCAUAGUGGGCUUCAUCCAGAUGACCGUCUGGGCCAAGGGCAAGCACCGCAGCUACCUGAAGGAGUUCCCACACUACCCCUCCCUCCGCUCCCCCAUCCUGCCCUUCGUCCUCUAGAGACGCGCGCGCGCACACACAGACACGCCCACACCGCCCCCACACACACACACGUAGUCCCUUUCCUCAGUGGACUGUACCAGUUCACCCCCCACUACUUCGCGCAGUACUGGACUGUACCAUUUUUAGAUAACAUGCCAUUCAAUUGGACUGUACCAUUCUGCAAGUGAUUACAUACUACCUCUACUGGUCGCUGCCAGUAUAACUUCAGAACAUCAUUCAGCUGGACUGUGCCAGCAUACAGCAACUUAGAUCAUUCAUCAACUGGACUGAAAAAAACAUCACACUGUAAUAAUAGUGAGUUAUCAUGCUCUAUAACUGGAUCAUAGAAAUAGUAAAAAAUAAAAAAAAUAAUCGUAUAAAAUAUCGUCCACCAUCACCAAACAUACAAAUUUAAUUGGUCCACCCAAACCUGUAGUACAGUAUUUGUAGGAGGUUAGGACUUUAUUAUAAAAGUCAUAUCACAAAUACAUAACACGUUACGACUUUAUUUUAAACCCUUCUUCAGUCCACCAUUAUUCAUUUUACCCAUCAUCCCUAGAACUGGACCAAUCCACCCAAUGCCCCUUGAACUGGACAUCAGUCAUCUCCAUUGCCCUGCCCCAACAUCCCUCACUUUGUCUGACUAUUAAACCAGCCAAACAAUCUUUAGUUUGCUCUAUGACAGAUUUACAUUACUAUAAACUAGUUUACAUUAAAAGUAUUUAACAUCCUAAACAGACACCUUUGACAACUGAACAAACAUGCUCCCUUUCCCCAAAACUGCUAGUCUCCCCCCCCCCCCCUCCCAUUCCAAACUGAACACUGAACCUUACCACACAGGACUCAUGCAGUUGUCUGAUGCAAUUGUGAUCAUGUGAUUUGACCUGUGUCUGCUUCUUGCUUUGAAUAAUCCUGUUUUCUUGUAGGUCUUUGUUUUUGCUAAUAGCUCCAUGUGUCCAGGUUGUCCCAAAAAGCUCUCGCUAAAACCAGGAUGUUUUGAAUUGAAGUCAAAAUGGAAUCAUAUCUUCAACCUGGCAAAUGUUCAGCGGCAAACAAAAAAUGUUGGUAGCUUUGACUGCUGCUAGUGCUUAUUUGAAUUCUCAAAUGUAUGUCCAUGCUACGUUCCUCAGGAGUUCAGUUAUUGUCCAGUAUUGACUGACUACAAAUAUUUGGAGUGCACUGGAUUUGUUUUUUUUUUUUUUCAGAGAUGUUUUUCAAAGACGUUAGUACAAACUUGAUUUAGAUGUACGGCUUUAAGCAUCAUGAGCUAGCAUUGGUAGGGACUUUAGUGUUGCCUUGUUCAAAGCAUGUUUUUUUUAAACAGUUGACGUAAAUUUAACAAAUCUUGGAAAAUAAAUCUUCAUUUCAGUUACCCUUACGUAAACAUCGUAACACAAUGUGACUUAUUUUCUCGAUUUGUGCAAAAACUAAUUUAAAAAAAAAAACUGUUUGUGUCAUUCUGUACGAUUUAAUGUUUCACAGUUACUACUGUGCUGUACAUUCUGACUUACUAUUAGCUUUAAAGUUGUAGAGAAUUUGCCCAUC